AGCCCCUCUCUGAGCACGAUGGGAACCACAGAAGCCACUUUGCGGAUGGAAAACGUGGAUGUGAAGGAAGAGUGGCAAGACGAGGACUUCCCCAGACCUCUCCCAGAAGAGACGGGGAUGGAGUCGCUGGGCAGCCCUACAGAAGACGAGAAUACAUCCUCUCCCCCAAAUACUUUAAACUUUAAUGGGGCGCAUCGUAAGCGGAAGACACUUGUUGCACCUGAAAUCAACAUUUCCCUGGACCAGAGUGAAGGCUCCAUUCUCUCCGAUGACUUCCUGGACACACCAGAUGACCUGGACAUUAAUGUGGAUGAUAUUGAAACUCCUGAUGAGACAGAUUCCCUCGAAUUCCUGGGGAACGGGAACGAACUGGAAUGGGAAGAUGACACUCCCGUAGCCACAGCUAAGAACAUGCCUGGGGACAGUGCAGACCUGUUCGGGGAUGGUGGGACAGAAGAUGGGAGUGCUACUAAUGGACGGCUCUGGAGGACUGUCAUCAUAGGAGAGCAGGAGCACCGCAUCGACCUCCAGAUGAUCAAACCCUACAUGAGAGUGGUGACACACGGAGGGUACUAUGGAGAAGGUCUCAACGCCAUCAUUGUCUUUGCUGCCUGCUAUCUCCCGGACAGUAACCUGGCUGAUUACCACUACAUCAUGGAGAAUCUCUUCCUAUACGUGAUCAGUAGUCUGGAGCUGCUGGUGGCUGAGGACUAUAUGAUUGUGUACCUGAACGGAGCAACGCCCCGGAGGAGGAUGCCAGGCCUUGGCUGGCUGAAGAAAUGCUAUCAGAUGAUAGACAGAAGGCUGCGUAAAAACCUCAAAGCAUUGAUAAUCGUGCAUCCUUCAUGGUUCAUCCGGACAGUGCUGGCUAUAUCCAGACCCUUCAUCAGUGUGAAGUUUAUCAAUAAGAUCCAGUAUGUUCACAGCCUGGAGGAACUGGAGCAACUUAUCCCAAUGGAGCACGUACAGAUUCCAGACUGCGUUCUACAAUAUGAAGAAGAGAGGAUCAAGGCCAGAAAAGAAAGGGCAGAAGAGAAACAAGACAUGGCUGAGAAGGAAAGGCCUGUACCCCCAGCAGAGGACCAAGAAACCAGUAUGUCAUGAAUUGAAAUAGUGUGGAAUGAAUGGAGUCGAAGAAUGACGCAGCCUGGCAGCCACCCACGUAAAUGACCUUUUGGUAUAAGACCUUGUUGCCAUCUUAUUCCGAGUUCUGUAAGAUCGCGGAGCCUGCCUCCCCUGUCUCCAAGAUGCAAAGUCCUUUAAACUUUUUGGAAACAUUUUACUUUAAAAAAAAAAACAAACAAAAAACCACCCACAAAACAAAGCAAGCCAAGAAUAGCACUUUUCAGGACAGGUUCCAGUGUGUUUCAAUAAUGGUCUGUGGAGAGCUAUUAAGUAGUGCAAAUAGAUACCAUGUUCCCUCUUAGUAAGUUAAGAGCAUCCUGUAGUCCAUUAGUCACCAGCCCAGAAAGAGAUAUAUUUUUUGUUUAAAUUAUAAACCCUUCCCCUAACUUGCUGCUGGCCAGCACUGAGACAUUUUGCUUUAAACUGCACACCCAGUUUCCUCCAUACAGACAUUACAACAGCCAUUGCCCCAGGGAAUAACUAAUACAGGCAAUGAAAAGAGCGCAUUUUCGUCCUUUCUAUAGCCAGUGUAUGUUUCUUCCUGAAAAUACCAAGUGCCCACCAGUCUAGGCACCUCUUCCAGCCUUGACCGCCUCAGUUAAUUCCUUGCCAGUUCCUCUUAUUAACUCACACUGAACCAUUCCUAUAAGUAAAUGCCAUGUUUUUUUCCUGAUUUGUUCUGUCUCAGUUUGUAAGACACUCUGAUAACUUUGAAAGAGAGCCCCAUAUGGCAUGGCAGCCUCCACAGAACCUUCUUAUGAGCAUCUUCUCAUAUCAACGCACACACACCAAGGUCUGGUUUUAAGAAGGAGCCUUACGGACAGGAAAGUUUUUCACGCCU
Molecule: messenger RNA, 1966 nt
Organism: Gymnogyps californianus (California condor)
Lineage: Eukaryota; Metazoa; Chordata; Aves; Accipitriformes; Cathartidae
Gene: ATCAY
Product: ATCAY kinesin light chain interacting caytaxin
Exons: 12
Coding region: 19-1104 (361 amino acids)
Biological process (GO): apoptotic process
Cellular component (GO): cytoplasm
Source: RefSeq, a predicted model, not a curated record